AUGCUCCCUACAAUUAAAAGUGCUGUAGAGACACAACCAAUUCUAUUUGAAAAUGAACAAAAAUAGCUAUCACAAUAAUGUUUAGAAUAAAAAAUGAAUAUUAUAUUGAUGGCUACAGAGAUUGAGAGAUUACAUAAAAUAUUAUUGUCAAAGAAAGAUUAUUAUGAAAAAAAGAUGUAAGAUUUGAUUGAUAGAGGUAUUAUAUAUUAAUAUUAAUUAGAAAUCCAAGACAAAGAAUAAAUUGCCAAAUAAGCAUAAACUAUUACUGAAUUAAAUCAAUAAAUUCUAUAGAAGAAUGCCCUUAUUACUUAAAUUUUACAAGAAAAGUAAUUUAUACAGUUCAUUACUUAGGUCUUAAUAAGAAAUGAACCUAUUAAUAAGUUAAUAAUUGUUUGUAAUCAAUGAACAAUACAAAAAUGCUGAAAUUUACAUUCAAGAAUUAUAAAAGGAGAAUUAGAUGUUAAAAUAAUAAUUUGAAGAUGCUCCAUCAUUGAGAUAAAAAUUAUACAAUUUAGAAUAAUGGUAUGCUAAGUUAAUUCAUGAAAAAAAUGAAGAAAUCUAAUUAUUAAAAAUGCAAUAACCACAUAUAAUAUAACAUGCUCCUCAAUUAAACAUAAUUAAUUAACUAUUAGAAUAAAAAGAAAGAGAAUUAUUAUAAUGGUAAUAUAGUUCAUAAUAAGUUAAUGUAUAUCAUGAGAAUUAAAGAUUAACUUAAGAGCUUAAAUUUUUAAAUGAGAAAUUGAAUAUGUUAUUGUUUGAUAAUGAACAUUUAAAAAAGAGAUUAGCAGACAUUUAAUCUUAACCAUCAAACUAAACAACAUAGCCAUAAUAUGCAAAUCUUAAAGGAGACUCUUAAUGUACAGCUCCUAUAUAUCAUGAUUUAUAAAGUACUAAAACACCUAGAAGAUAUUAAUAAUCAAUAAUUCCUAGUGACUUAACUAAUACAUCAUUAUUAAGUUAUAGAAUAUUAAGAAGACCUUAAUCAGUUGGAUCAGGAAGUUCAAUACAUUUACAGAUUCCAUAAAUUGCAUAUCCUUAAUUCUAAUUCACUCCAAGAUAUUCUAGAAAAUCAGUGUAGAAUCCUUCUACUUAAUUUAAUGAAUUAUUACUAUAAAUUUAAUGUAUUUAGAAUCAACCUUUACUUACAAUUUAGAAUAUUGAAACUUAAAUUUAAUUGUUGAAUACAUUAAUAUAAAUUAAAAGAUAAGAAUUACAUAUUUAAAUAACUCCACCUAAACAAAUUUAUAAUAUAUUAAAAACAUAAGGUGAUGAUAGAAUUUAAACCUAAACAUAUUCACCUCCUUAAUAAAUUAUUAUGAAAUAACCAAUCAAUAAUUUAUAAUAAAAAAUUCAACCAAAUUAAUCAGUUAGAGUAUUACAUCAAAAUUAAUUAUAAAUUCCAAACAACAUUAUUAAAUUCCGAUCCUUAUCUGCUGAAACUAAAAGAGAGCUAUCUCCAAAUAUCAUUCAAUAUUAAUAAUAAUAACUAAUUCCAUAAACUUCAUAAUUCUAAUAAGUUCAUCAAAUCUAAUAUAAAUGUUCUCCAAUUCAAAGAAUUAUUACAUAAACAAACUUAUAAAAUACAAUCCCAAGAUAAAUUUAACGAAGUGUUUCACCUUAACCUGUAUAAUUUUUACAAUAUUAACAGUAUUAUAUAAUAUUUUAAAUUAAUUAGACUAUCACCAUAAGCACCUCAAACAGUCAGACAUUAAAAUGUAAAUCAAUUCCAUACAUAUACACAUCCACUUCCAUAAUAAUAUUACAUUCAAUAAUAAUAACCAGUAAAUUACAUUUAAUUUUCAUAAUAAUCUUAAUAAUAAUUCUUCCCUACACAAUUUGGAAUUCAUUCAUAAAACCCAAGUGAUUAAAAUAAAUCUCCAAUCAAUAUUUUAGCUUAUCCUUAUGAAUACUCUCCAUAAGCUCCAGAAGAUUUAAAUAAAACCAAAUAACAAUAAUAACCAAUAACAUAAAAUCAAAAUACAUUAUUCAUGACUCCAGAAAGUGUCAGAAAACCAAUUAUAUCAAGUAGCAAUUCAUCCUAACCCUAUUCAUAAGCAAAAAACCCUAUAAAGAGAGAAGAAUAAGAACCUUUAAAUAAAUAAAAAUAAAGGGAACCUAAACAUUAAAGCAAUAAAUCUCUUCCUGCUUAAACAAUAUAAUAAUCACCUAUAGAUAGUUCUCAAGUUGAACCAUUUGAAUUAUGUAAUGCACCACAAGAACCUGAUGUAUAAUAAAAAGAACAUUCUACACCUGAAUAAACUUAAAAACCUUAGAAUCCUACAGAAUAAACUAAACCAAAGUUAGAAUAGACAAUUUAAUAACCUAAACAAGAUGAACAAUUAAAAAAUAAGUAAAAUCCUAAAGAACAAAUGAAAAAUCCACAAAAUCCUGAAAAUUUAUACAAACAACCAUAAAAACCUUAAAAUAUAACAUAAAAUCCUAUUGUUGUUAAUAAAAUAAAUUCAAACGCUUAAUUACAAAGCAAAUAACCUAAAAAUUUAGAAAAUCUAAAACAAUUUAUAUAAUAACCUGAAGGUUUAAGAAGAAGUCAACCAGCAAGUGUUAGAAAUAGUUAAGAUAUAAAAUAAAUUUCUCUAAUUUAGGAUGCUGAAGAAUAAAGAAAAUAAAAACAAGAAUUAGAUAGAUUAUAGAAUCUUUUAGAUUAAGCUAAAUAAGAUAAUGAAAAACUUAAAGAACUUUAUUAAUAAAAUGAUUUGAAUUGGUAAAAAUAAUUUUAAUAGAAAUAUACAGCUGCAUUAUAACAGUUGCAACUUUUCGAAAAUAAGUUAUCUAUAUAAAAUAAAGAAUAUAAUUAGAAUCUUGAGAAAUAAUAAAAGAAUUUCAAUUUAUUAUAAUAAAAGUUUAAUGAACAAAAGAUAGUAAUAGAUAAAUAAAGAGAUGAAAUUAAUCAAUUAAAGUAAAAUGAAGAUGAAAAACGUAAAAAGAUAACCACAAAUGAUGAAUAAAAGGAUGAACUUUAGAAAUAAUUAAUUGAUUUGUAGAAAUAAAAUGCUGAUUUAUUAAACAAAUUAAAAACUUAAAAAGAUAAUUAAAUGUAAAAUAUAAGUAAAAUUUCAUAAUAAAAUGAAAAUUUAUCUAAUAAUGAAAAAUAAUUACAAUAAUAAACAUAAAAAUAUUCUGAACUAAAUUAAGAGUAUAAUUAACUUAAAUAAAAGUAUGAAUAAUUGUAAAAAGAAUCUACUUAAUCAAAAUCAUCACAAUCUAAGGAGAUUAAUUAAUAUUAAUAAAAAAUCACUUAACUUUAAUAAUAAAUGAAUGAAAAUACUAAAUAAUUAAAGGAUAAAGUGAAUUAGCUUUAAUCUUAAUUAUUAUUAGAAUAAGAAUAACAUUUAGUACUUAAAAAAUAAUAAGAAAACUUUUAGAAAGAAUAUGGUAUACAAAAAACUUAAAAUGGUGAAAUUUAAAAUCAAACUAAUACUUUAAGAUAGUAAUUGAUUGAAAAAGAAUAACAAUUAAAAGAAGUUUAAACAAUUCUUAAUACUAAAAUUUAAGUUAUACAAUAAUUAGAACAUUAAGUAAAAGAUGUAUAAGCAUAAAAUAUAUCUACAUCAAAAUAAAUGUAAUCAUUAAAUCAAAUUUAAGUUGAUAAUUUAAAAAAGUAAUUGUAAUAAGAUUAAUUAAGAAUUAAUGAAUUAAAUGACUAAAUUUCUAAUCUUUAAUAAAAGAUUUUUACAUUAGAAUAAUAAUUGUAAUUAGAAAAAUAAACUAAUAUAAAAAUAUCUAAAGAAAUUUAGAAUAAUAAAAUAAUAAUAUAAAAUGAUUUUUAACAAUAAACUUAAUAAUUAGAAAAGGAUAAUUUAGAAUUAUAAUCAAAAAUAAAGGAAUUAGAGUUAAUGCUUUAGAAAGAAAGAGAAAAUAAUACUUAAAUCUAACAAUAAUUCAUAACAAUAGAAAAUAAUUAUUAAAUGAAUUCUAUGAAAUCUAUAUAAGAAAAUGAAAAGUUAGUUAACAAUCUCAAAUUUUAGAUUGAAUAAUUAAAGUUAUAAAAUGAAGAUCUCUCUAGUUAAAUUAUAACAGUGAAAUCUAAUUAUGAAAUAUAAAUGUCUACUAUGAAUACAAUGGCAUCUUAGAAUGUUAUAAAUUUAGAAAAAUAAUUACACUUAGAAAAAGAAUAAAAAGAAAAUUCUUCAAUGAGAAUUCUAUUACUAGAAAAACAAGUUGCUGAUUUCUAAAAUAUUAUUAAAUAAGAUUAAACUGAAGAAUUAAAAAAUAAAUUAAUUCAAUUAGAAAAUUAAAAUAUGAAAUUAUAAAAAGAAAAAGAUUUUAUAUUAUAAAGUAAAUAAAGAGGAGAUGAAGAAAUUAAAAUAUUAAAUGUAAGAAUAAGUGAAUUAUCUAAUUAAAAUAAUCAAUAUGAAUUAGAAAUAAUGAAUCUUAGAUCUAAGUAGAAUAAUUAAACUGAAACAAUUUCCAAAAUUACUACUUUAAAUUAAUAAACUUUAAUUUUGCAAUAAGAAAAGCAAUCUUAAAAUAAUGAAAUCACAUAGAUGAGAUAAAUAAUGGAAAAGAAUAACUAUGAUCAUGAAUAAUAAUUACUUGAAUUGAGGGAAAGUUUUAAUAGAGAUCUUGAGAAUUCGAAAAUUUUAAAUAGAAAAUUAUAAGAUGAUCUAAUUAAUGCUUAAAAUUUAUUAUAAUCUGAAAGAAGAGAAAAGGAAUUACUUAAAUAAAAUUAAACUCAUGCUGAUUAAAUUAUUGAAUAACUAAAUCAUGAAAAAUAAAUGCUUCAUGAUUAGAUUAUAAAAUUAAAUCAAUAAAUAUAAUAAUUAUAAUUGGAAAUAAAUAAAUUAGGAUUAAAUUAAAUAAACAACAAAGAUGAACAAAAUUAAUAUUAAUUGUAAAUUAUUUAAUAUAAUUCUCAAAUUGAUAAUUUAAAUAUCAAUAUUCAAAAAUUAAAUAAAGAAAUUGAUAGAUUAAAUUUAUAAAUAAAAUAAAUGAAUGUAUAAUAAGGAGAUUUAGAAUGUUAAAAUUUAAAUUUAAAGUAAUAAUUAUCAUUAUUAACAUCAUAAAAUCAAGCUAUUCAUUAAUAAAAUGAAAUUAAUGUUAUCGAAUUAAAAUCAGUAGCUAAUAAUUCUGAAGAUUAAAUUUAAGAUUUAACCCUAAAAUUAGAAUAAUAAAUUAAAGAAACAGAAAAAUAUUAGAAAGCUGCUUUCAAUAAUGAUCAAUUAGUUUAAUCACUUUAAAAGAAAUUAUCUGAAGAAAACUUAUAAAAUUAAAAGAUUAAGCAACAAUAUGAAAUUCAAAUUGAAGAAUUAGUUAGGAAAAUUAAUGAAAAGGAUAAAGUAGAUUAAUAAACACCUCCAAAAGCCUAAAUAUUCCCAUAAAUAUAAAAUACUCAUUUAAUUUAAGAAAAUGAAGAGUUAAUGUUAAAGAUUGAUCAAUAUGAAUAAAUGAUAAAGUCUUUAUAAGAAGAAUAUUAUAAGUAAUAAGGAGAGCUAUAAAGACUCAGCAAAGAAUAUCAUAAUGUUAUUAAUUAAUCUGAAGAAACAGUAAUAACUAUUACUUAAUACUAAUAAUCAUAAGAUAACAUUAAAAGAAAAGAAGAUCAAAUUAAAUAAUUAUAAUAACAAGUAUAAGAUUUAUAGAAGAAAUUCGAAUCUGAAAGAAAUAGAUAUUAGGAUGAAAUUAAUAGAUUAAUUAUUAAGAAUUAAGAAUUAUCAAACUAAAUGUAAAAUAAUCUUAAUAAAUAAAUAAUUGAAGAGAAUUUCAAUUUAAAAAAUUAAAUAUAAUUAUUAUAAUAAGAAUUAAAGAAUACUCCAAUCAAAGAGACAAUUAUUUAUUAAUCUGUCUCUCCAUCAAAUAAAAAUUAAGAAGAUAUUACAAAAUAUAUAUAAUAAGCUAAUUAAUUAUAAUUAAGAAUGAAUUAAAUGGCAAGUGAUUAUAGUUUAUUAGAGUAAUAAACUGAAUUAGAAAAGAAUUAAUUAGAAAAAUAAAUUAAAUCAUUAUAAGAUAAUGAAUAAAAAUUAUAAAAUGAAAAUAAUUAAUAAUAACGACAUAUUGAAGCAUUAUAGAGAUAAAUGCAAAAAUUAUAAAUCAAUCAUCCAAAUGAUAAUAGUUAAGAAUUAGAAUUUGAAUUGAAAAAAUUAAAAUCAUAAUUUGAGAUUACUUAGUUAUAAUAUAAGUAAAUUUAAGAGGAAUUAAAUUAAGCUAAAUCUCAAGCUUUCUAGUAUAGAGAUGAGUUAGUAGAUGAAUAAAAUAAGAAAAACGAAUUGAAUCUUAGAAUUCUACAUUAUGAAUAAAUCUUAAAUGAUCUUAAAUAAUCAAAUAAUCCUGAAUCUACAAUGAUAAAAGAAACAACAAUUAUUAAAGAAUAAGUUUAAGACCCAUCAUUAAUAAAAUAAAUUAAUUUAUUAACUGAUGAUAACAAUUCACUUAGAAAAUAAUUAUAAAAUUUAGAGGCAGAAUACAUUUAAAAGUUUAGAUUAUAAUAAUUAUAGAUUUAAGAAUUAAAUAAUAAAUUAAAGGAAUAAAUUGAAGAGAGUUAUCAAAAAACUACUAUAACUGAAGAAACAUCAUUUAAUACUGUCUCAAAUGAUCAAUCUGCUGAAAUUAGAAAGUUAAAGGAUGAAAAAUUAUUUUUAUAAUAAGAAUUGUAAAAACAAUAAUUAUAAUACAAAAAAUAAAUUGAAUAAAUAACAAAUGAUUAUGAAUUUAGAAUAGAAUAAUAUAAAUUAACUAUCUAGUAAUUAAAAGAAUCCAAAGAGAUUCAAACAAAUAAUGAUUAAAAUCUCUUAAAAGAAAACUAAAUGUUAGCUGAUUAAGUCAAACAUCUAUAAAAUGAACUUACUAUGUCAAGAGCAUUAUUUUAGGAUUCAUUGUAAUAAAAUAAUUAAAAUUCAACAGAAGCAAAUAAAGUCAAUUAAUUAUAAAAAAGAAAUGAAGAAUUAGAUUAAUAAAUUGAUUAAUAAAAUAAAAUAAUUGCUUAAUUAUAAUCGAAAUUGUAAAAUAUUUAGAUAAUUUAUGAGGAAAAAGAAAAGGAGUUAUAAAAUCUAAAAGUUAAUAAUCAAAAUUUAAAUAAUUAAUUAAAUAAAGUACCUAAAUUAGUUGAACCUGAAAAUCAAACUAAAAAUGAUAAUGAAUAUUUGAUUAAUCUUUAAUAAUAAAUUAAUAACUUAAAUUCAUAAGUUAAUUAAUAAAGAGAAGAAAAAGAUAAUAUGAAUAAAAUUAUUGAAGAUAAGGAAAAAGAAAAUAAAGAUUCAACAGUAAUGAUAUAGAAUUUGAAACAUUAAAUUUCUUAAUUAAAUUUACAAAACACUGAAUUAAUAUAGAAAUUAAAAGAUUAAGAGUAAAUUUAAGUUUAACUAAAAGAAAAUUAUACUAUAUCAUCUUCUUAAGAUUAAGGAAAACUAGAAUAAUAAUUAAUUAAUAAAUAGUAUGAAAUAGAAUAAAUAAGUGUUGAAAAUAAGAAAUUGAAUAAUAAACUUAUUGAUAACUAAAAUUUAAUUAGAAAAUUACAAUAAGAAUUAAUGGCGUAUGGAAAUGAUAAAUAAAAAUUAUAAUUUUAACAUCAAUCAGAUAUUUCUACCCUUUAAAACUAAAUUAAGAAUAUGCAAUAAUAACUCUUAGAUCAAUAAGAAAUAAAAAGAUCAUCAGAAUCAAUUCCUUAGAAAAUUGAAAUUAAUUAAACCAAUUAGACUUUGAAUUCUCCAAAAACUAAAAAUAUAAGUAAAAGUCUAAAUAAAUCUAAUAUUUCUUUCCAUUCAACUGAUGAUAUAAAAGGUAAAUAUUAUAAUUGUUCACUAUAUACUUCAAAUCAGAAUGGAUAAAAUUAUUACACUUCUCUAAGAGCUGUAAAAUCAAAAGGUGAUUUAUUGGCUUCUCAUGAUAAUAGUCAAUCAAAUACACAAGAAGAGUUAAAGAAAUAAGUUAGUCUUUGGCAAUCAAAAUAUGAAGAAUUGCUAAGAGAAAAAUACUCAAAAACAUAUAUGAUUAGUUCUAAAUCAAAUAAAUAAAUGGAGGAACCAAAUGUUUAAAUUGAAAGUGUAAAUUGGAAAUCCAAAUAUGAGUAGUUGUAAGAAUAAAUUUAAAAUUCAAAUACAAAAUAAAAUUAAAAUGAAAAAAUAAUUGAAUAAUUAAGAAUUAAUAAUGAAAUGCUUAAUUCUUAGUUAUAUCAAAUUUAAACUGAUUAUCAAUAACUAAAAACAGAAAUUUCAAUUAGUUAAAAAAAUGAUUUUAAUUAAAAUAAUUAGAAUUCAUAAAGAAUUAUUGAUUAAUAAAAUUUAAAGAUUAAAAAUUAAGAAACAGAAAUUGAUUAAUUAAGAUAAAAACUAAAAUAAUAGGUUGAGAGUAAGAAUAAUUAAGAAAAGAAAUCUAGUAAUUAAUAAAAUGAGUAUUUAAAGCAAUUGGAAACUGAAAAUUUUGAUUAUUAAUAAGAAAUAUAAUCUUUAAGAAUUGAAAUUAAAAGAUAAUAAGAAAAAAAUAACCUAAUAAAUUAACAACUAAAUGAUCAAGACAUAAAUUUAAAAUCUGGACAAGAAAAUAAUGAAAUAAAUUUAGAAGAAUAUUAAUAAUAGAUUGAAUUAUUACAAAAUGAGAUCAAUAUCUAAUAGAAUUAAAUAUAUUCAUUAUAAAAUUAAUUAAAAUAAUCGAAAAUUAGAGAAUUAGAGUUAGAAUAAAAAUUAAAAUAUACACUUGAGGAUUUAGAAUAUGUUUAACAACAAAAAUUAUAAUAAUAAUAGUAAUAAUCAUAAUAAUAAUAAUAAUAAUAGUAAUAAUAAUAAUAAUAAUAGUAAUAAUAAUAAUAAUAAUAAUAAUAAUAAUAAUAAUAAUAAUAAUAAUAAUAAUAAUCUAAAAUAGUUCAAACUCAAAUAUAAUAAAACAAUUAAUAUGAUGAUUAAUAUCAAAAGAUUUUAUAUGAACUCAGCUUGAUAAAAUCAUAAAACUCUUCUUUGUAAGCUUAAUUAUAAGAAUCAACCAAAACUUAAAUUAAAUUAAUGUAAGAGAUAAAAGAAUUAUAAAUUUAAAAUGAAAGAUUAAAUUUAAGUAAUGUUAGACUACAUAAUGAACAAUCAAAAGUAACAGAUCAGAGUAGUUAGGUAAAUAGAUUAAAUGACUUGUAUAAAGAGGUAUAAAUCGAAAACUAGAAAUUGAGAAGUGAGAUUUCAUACCUACAAUAAGAAAAGUAAUAAAUUAUAAUUUCAUUUGAAUCAAAAUUAUAAUAAUAUUCAUCAAGUGCUAAUAGCAAAAUUAGAUAAUAAUAAAUUGAGGAUUUGAAACGAGAAUUAGCUUAAUUAAAGAGAGCUACAUUAAAGUCUUCUGGAGCAGAUAUAGAAGCAGAAAGAUUGACUUACUCAACAUAAAUAACUUAGUUGAAAAAAUAACUUGAAUAUGAAUAGAUUAAGAAUAAAGAAUUGCAGUAAAAGCUUUAAAGUUAUUAAUAAUAUUAAGUAAUAUAUUUAAAUUAUUCUAGUCUGAUUUUGGACUUGUAGAGAGAUUGAAUAAAGAACUAUAAGAUAAAAUAGUUGAAUUACAUUAAGUUAAAUCAGAGUAUAAGAAUGCUAUAUAAAUGAUCCAUUAAUUAGAAGAAUAAGUAAUAGAGAGAAUGGAAAAAGAAUAAUAUUGUUGAAAUAUUUUGUAGACUG
Molecule: messenger RNA, 9596 nt
Organism: Paramecium primaurelia
Lineage: Eukaryota; Ciliophora; Oligohymenophorea; Peniculida; Parameciidae
Source: the annotation of a GenBank genome assembly